GGUCGUAGAAACAAUAUGGCGGAAAAUGGCCCGUCAGCUGCAGCCGCGCUUUCUUCGAUGUCCGAGAUUGGGACGCGUAAGCUGGGACCGCGCGUUUCUCCGAGGCAGAUGGAGAUGCUGCUGGAGUUCCUGAACGAGCACCCGUACUUGGCGAGCGGCUCCAAGGAGAAGACAAAAGAUGUGGAGCCGUGGGAGCGCGAACGGCUCUGGGAAGAAGCGGCAGCUAAGCUGAACGCCAAGGGACCAGCCGUCAAAACACGCUACGCGUGGCGCAAGUUUUGGUCCGGCCGAUCGGCUCAGAUCAAGAGGACGGUAGCGCGGAUCGCCAAAAUGAGGGAGGAGAGCAAGAUGCCUCCGCGGCUACCUCCGCCACCGCCUGCUGCGCAGCCGCCGCCAGAAGCUGGCCAAUUCCUGCUGCUGGUCAAGCCGGAUGGGGGGUCAACCGGCGGGGGCCGUCUCCUGCUGCCUAGGCCUGUGCCUCAACCUCCUCCCCAGCAGCAGGUCCUCCUACAUGUCGGGGAUCCGACCACCAUGUUCAUGGCCACCGACUCCUCGACCAUGCAGACGACAACGAUGCCUGCAGAAGUCACCACAACACGAGGGGGCACCGUGCAGCAGCCUGUCAUUGGCAGGGGCAGGGUGCUGGUUGAACAACCGGCUUCGGCCAAUGCCAACCGUCGGGGGCCUCCCGUCUUGCAGCGGCACGUGCUGGCCAAUGGGCAGCCCCCACCAGACCCCGACAGCAUCCCCGUGCUGGAGCCCAUUACCGCCGAGGAGCACUUCCAUGCUGAGAUGCUGCAUCAGACCAUUCGGCAAACAGCCCUGCUGCAGGACAUGCUGGGCGCCCAGCAGCGGAUCGCGGAGGCGGCCGAGCGACAGGCCCAAGCUGCAGAGGAUCAGAGCCAUGCACUGUCGCAGCUGGUGCUCUUCCUCGUCGAGAAUCAUCGCUCGAAUAGAAACAGUGGCACGAACCUGUCCGCAUCGGUGGUGGACGACUCCUCGUGUCCCGAGGCGACCACGCCACUCUCCAUCACGCCAGAGAUGUUACAGGUGGAACACUCCACAUGAAACGUGGCCUGUGUCUGGGCAACAGUGAACCGCAUGACUCGUUUGGCCACCGUCACUGUGACACGAAGAACGUGCAGCUGUCUCACCGUGAUGUGCUACUGUGCUGUGCAAUGCCGGUGUGUGUUUCACUGUCAUCUGAGCCCCCAUGCCAAGUGACAGCAUGCCAAGACAUGUAAUUUAUGGCAUCUCCGGAUGGUCAUUUACGAGCACUCUAGACCACUCCCAAAAGGACAGUAUUAUUGGGGCAGUCGAAAAGGGGUACUCCGGCUACACUCAAAUGGUCGUUUCUGAUCACCUAACUCCAGAUCAGAGCGCCGAGAGGCACUGAAAUCUGGGUUGCUAAGCACGAUCACAGUGACCAUCCGAAAAUGCCAUCAGUUUCAUCAUCCAUGGUAUCAAUGUAGUAAUAGAUCAGCAUGAGGGACUUUGCAUGAUUGAAGCCCUCAGAAUGAAAUCUAUUCCUGGUCUCAAGCCAUGCUCGAUUGUGUGAACACUGAAAUGUGUUAAUGAUUUGACUGGCGGGUUCGUCUGCUGUGUUUGGGCACUUAAAGGGACACAAAAGAGCAGCGCUAAGUUAGUUUAGUUGCGUAAAGUAUUUUUUUUCAGCACCCUCUCCCUUUAUUUGAUGGAAAGAGGUUGGUUCUUAGUAGGAGUGUGUGAAUAUUGAAUACAGUGAAACCUUGUUAAAUCAUAGUUGACCGGAGCUCGGAAAAAGUAUGUACUAAACGGUAGUACUGCUUAACCAAAUAGCGCGAGAUCGCCCACUUACCUGUCAAAAAAGGAACUCAGAGAAAGUGCAAUGAAAGGGCAGAAAACAUGCAAUAUUUAUUCAGUUUACACAACAAAAAUAUGUUAUUUUCGUUUGAUGCCGCGAUGGCCUAGCAGCGAUGACAGCGGCCUCAAACUCACUUAAGCCAGCUUUUCCGCCAGCCCCCUCUUCUCGGCAAACACCCACAUGAGGCUGACGUAACGCGCAGCUUCUGCCAUUAGAGUGUUAUAGCUGAACGGGCUAACGGGCGAGCGGAAUGAGCGAGUAAGCAGAGACUGCAGCGAAGCGCCGCACGAAAGGAAGAGCUUUAGCUCGGCGAUCCCUCGCUCGGUUGAGCUGAGUAGAGCUGAGCGCCACCACCUGUCAAAGAAUGUUGCAGUUAGCGUCAGCUCGCAGCCAAGCGCUCGCUUCAGGUUCUGAAUCAUGGUCAUCCACUUCAAAUCGUCCCCAAUGGUCUCGAUGCUGAAACCUCUCGCAGGAUACAGAGGUCCUCUUCAGUGGCAGAACACCUCCGAGGCUUUUUUGCCUGCAGGCGAGCCAGCGUCGCUUUGAAGACGCUGGCUCCUCAAUGCACAUGUGCAGUGGCGCCUCCGCUCGCCCGUAAAUUUGCUCAGCUAUAACUCUUUACUCUUGGGCCUGAAUCGUUCGUGCUGUCGCUUUCCGUGUCGUCCUCAUUACUGUCGUUAGCUGACACUUUAGCAGCGACAAAGGCAACGAUGGCUUUCGUCGGACAUGUCUGGAGAAGUCUGAACUUCACUGUCUUCUCUGAAGUAGAUGAAGGAAAUGCCUUCUGUAACACCCUGCUGGUCCAGCACUUCAGCGACCAGGGUUUCACAAGCAUGGUCGACGGUGUCACUAGCAUCCUCUGGGUCACCCACACACACAGCGUGAAGCCAACACACUUGAAGCAGUCCUGCACUGUCGUCGAUUCAACCUGCCGCCACAAGUAUUCCACUUGGCGAAUUACGGCUAGCAGGUCAAUUGAAAAAACUGUGCCACAGUCAAGGGCUAGAAGAAUUCUGCGCAGCAGAUUCUUUUUGUACAUGACAAAAACUUCAAGCGCACAACCAGACGAGGACGGGGAAAGAAGACUGGGACAUACGCUCUUUCACCAUCCUCGUCUGGUUGUGUGCUUAAAUUUUUUGUCAUGUCUUACCGGCACGGCCCAAACAGCCACGUUAUUGAUCUCUUUGUACACCUGAGCCCGAAUGAUGCCUUGGUCCAAGGGCUGGGCAAUCUCGAUAUUAGGAGGCAGAAACCCCAACUUCACAACCGCAAGGUUAUCCAGGGUGAUGUGCGCCGACACAUUAUCUAGUAUAACUACAACUCUUCUGUUCUUCGCUGCAAAAUGGCGGUCAAUGCUCCUCAAAAAGUUUCAUAGGCCGCAUUUCUUAUUGCUGUAGAUGACUCCAGACGGCAGUCGGGCGCCUUGGCCAACUUCCAAAUCACGAGAAGUCGAAGUUUUUCAGUUCCUUAUAUGUUCACUCCGAAUGCAGCUGAAAUCCUGCCCUUAGCAUGCUUGCAGUCGGUGCACGUCUCACCUUUGAACGCAAGCGUUCUGUCUGGCAGCAGCUUGAAGAAUAGCACAAACUCAUCCAUGUUGAAGAUAUCGUGGGGCGCGUAGUCCGUCAAGAUGUGCCUGCCUCAGGUGACCAUUUUGCCAUUGUUCUGUGCCAUCCACGUCGCCAGUGGCACCUUCUCCUGAAACGGCCCUCGUGUUUAUGUCGUGCCUCACCUUAAACCUCGCCAGCCAGCCAUUGCUGCAUACAAAGUCAUCAUGGUUCAGUUGAGAAGCAAAAACCAGGGUCUUCUCUACAAGUAGGGGUCUGCUAACAGGCAAGUGUUUUUGACCGCGCUGCUUCUAACCACUUCACCAGCACUUCCUCCCCAUCCGGAAAAGUCGAACCUCGUAGCUGACACCUUUUCGCGGUCGCAGUAGCACGGCCGAGCAACUUCUCCUUCGCAUUCCAAAUGCCACACGCCGCAGUCAACGGUAGAUCCCCCUCGGGUGCCAGUGCCAAAUUCUUCGUGCUAUGUUCGAUCGCACGAACGAUGUCUAAUUUUUCUUCUAUGCUGAGCACCUGGUGUUUUUGUCCGAGCUUCAGCAUGACUCGAGUCCUAACUUGCACGACCGCACAACGCCCUUGGGAUAGCACUUCUGCAUAUUGGAGAAAAACUGGAAAGCAAAGCUUUCUAUGCGAUAAAUAAAACAUUGCCGCAAAACACAGGUCUAGUAUUAAACUGAGGACCUCAUUGGCAUUCAAUGCAACAGAGCAUUGACACUAAUUCAUUAGUUUCAAAGUAAAAAAGGGACAUUAUUCUAUUAACAGAAAUUCUAGUGAUAAAAAAUAUUUUCCAGACUUUCGUAUACUAGAACUGAACUGUAAUCAGUGCUGGCGUUCUAAUUUGGUGUCCCCUUUAAGGCCCAGUGAUUCCAAAUUAUUCCAAUUUUGUGGCUCAGUGGGCAACUUGGGUUAAAAAAAAAGGUUGUUCUUACGCUACAACUCAUAUUUAGCCCUUGCUCUACAUAUGCUGGCAAGCUGGUAGGCUCAAGGAAGUGCUGCCACUUCUGAACGAAAAAAUAAAAGAAUCGCUUGCACUGUUCCCACUAUUCGCUGAGAUGCCCCUCUUCUUUUCACCGUGCAGAGGUACUGACAAUUAUUU
Molecule: messenger RNA, 4501 nt
Organism: Dermacentor silvarum
Lineage: Eukaryota; Metazoa; Arthropoda; Arachnida; Ixodida; Ixodidae
Exons: 5
Coding region: 16-1068 (350 amino acids)
Source: RefSeq, a predicted model, not a curated record